GGCGUGUGCCCCGUGACGCAGUGGUCGGGACCUUCCUAGCGCCGCCUUCGGCCCCGCGCGCGGUUACCCUGUGCUGGAAGUAGGGGGCCGGAGCGAUAUGGCCGCCGGCCGGAGCCGCGGGGAGCGGGAGCCGCUGCUGAGCCCGGCCGGGGACGGGCCGCUAGAGGAAGGGGAGGGCAGAUACAGAGACAUUGUGGAAACCCAGCAGCAUUAUAAGAGUAGAUGGCGUUCCAUUUGGGUGAUGUACAUAACCAUGUUUCUCAGUAGCAUAGGUUUUUCAAUUGUAAUUAUGUCAAUAUGGCCAUAUCUCCAAAAGAUUGAUCUGACAGCAGAUGCAAGUUUCUUGGGCUGGGUUAUUGCAUCAUACAGCAUUGGUCAAAUGGUAGCCUCUCCCCUGUUUGGUUUAUGGUCCAAUUACAGACCAAAAAGAGAACCUCUUGUUGUUUCAUCUGCUAUUUCAGUAGCUGCUAACUGCCUUUAUGCUUAUGUCCAUGUACCUGCUUCACACAACAAAUUCUACAUGCUAGUUGCUCGUGCCCUCGUGGGGUUUGGAGCAGGUAACGUAGCAGUAGUUCGAUCAUACAUUGCCAGUGCUACUUCUCUUACAGAAAGAACUAGUGCUAUGGCCAACACUAGUGCUUGCCAAGCUUUAGGCUUCAUACUAGGACCAGUUUUUCAGACCUGCUUUACUCUUAUGGGAGAAAAAGGAGUAACGUGGAAAAUUAUUCAUCUCCAGCUGAACAUGUAUACAGCACCAGUUCUGUUGGGAGCUCUUCUUGGGGUUAUUAAUAUUAUUUUAAUCUUUGCCGUAUUCAGAGAACAUCAAGUGGAUGACAUGGGAAGGCAAUGUAAAAGCAUCAAUUUUGAAGUGGAAGAAAGUGAAGAUGUGAGUCAGGACAUUCAAGGAAACAUUGACCAUGUUGCUAUAGUAGCAAUCAACUUUAUUUUUUUCGUCAUCUUGUUUGGUUUUGCCAUUUUCGAAACAAUAGCUACUCCAUUGACAAUGGAUAUGUAUUCCUGGCCCAGGAAAGAAGCUGUUUUUUAUAAUGGAAUAAUCCUUGGUGGAGUGGGCAUUGAAUCAAUCAUUGUCUUCAUGGUGGUUAAAAUAAUUUCUAAAAAGACUGGUGAGCGUGCACUACUCCAUGGAGGCCUAAUAAUUGUCUUGGUUGGAUUCUUUAUUUUAUUACCUUGGGGGAAAAAAUUACCAAAUAUCCAAUGGCAAGAUAUAAAGAAUAAUUCCAUUCCAAGAGCAACCUUCAGUGAAAUGUUUACACCUUUAUGGAAUACGCAAACAAUGCAGCUACCAUUCAAUCACACAGAAGAGCCAACGGGAUGUCCUGUUGUGCAGUCCUGGUGCCUGUACACACCUGUGAUCUAUCUCUCACAGUAUAUCGCCUCUGAUGUACUGAUAGGGUUGGGCUACCCAGCCUGUCAUGUUAUGUCCUAUACGUUAUACUCAAAAAUUCUCGGACCAAAACCCCAGGGUGUCUAUAUGGGCUGGCUAACUGCUUCUGGAAGUGGAGCACGCAUUCUUGGGCCAGUGUUUGUGAGCCAGAUAUACACUUACUUUGGACCACGUUGGGCAUUCAGCUUGAUUUGUGGAAUAAUUGUUCUCUCUCUCUCACUUUUGGAAGUAGUAUACAAAAGACUUAUUGCAUUUUCAGUCAGAUAUGGGAGAAUGUAAGAGUAGAAUUUUAGCUGUGUGUAAGGGAAAACCACAAAAAUACUUAUUUAUUUUUAACAAGGGGUGCCUAAACCCAGAGCCUUGUUGGCAGCAUACUAGAAAGUAUAGAGCUGUUUUUCCAGUCAAGCGAUGAGAUUUAUGAAGAAUGCAUAUUCUAACAUGUACUGUUCCUUGAUUAAUGGAAGUUACACCUGCUGCCUCUAAUACUAGGAAGAAGGAUAGGGACAUGAUCUAUCAAGAGUAAUGCAUAUUAGAGUAAUAUAGGCUGGAUAGGUGUUACACCCAUCUACAAAAGAACUAUGAAGGCUAUGCUUCAGGUACACCCUUUUUAAAAAGAAAUAAAUGUUGCCUUGAUUCUAUGAAUCAGGAUUAUUCAAAAUCUUUUUUGCAACUACAAAGUUGAUUGAGCUUUCUGUGCAUUCUUUAAGAAACCAUCUACCUCUUAAGUGAAUAUUUUAAUUUUUUCAACAGGCUAAUCAACAGCUAACAAGCAAAAAUUUUCUAAGACACUCAUCACUUGUGUAAUAGAUAAUUUAAAACUAGAAAAAUCGAGCUUAUCUGAGACUUCAAAAGGAAUAUAUUUACUAAGGUUAGAAUUUGGAAAGGAGUUUAGAGGACAAGCUCUCAGUGCAUUUUUAUGGGAUUUGGGUGUUUAACUUUCAUUGAUUCCUCAGUGGAAGAAAAUACCAGCCUAGAAUGAGUGCUGCUUGAAAACUAUGUUUCCAUGAAUGAUAUGCCAGUUGAUUUUUACAUGAGCAACAGCAGUUGAAGUAGCAGGACCAUUAACUACCAAUCCCAAAUGCCACCUUUACCUAAUUGAACAGGAAAAAGACAAAGCAUCACUUUUACUAGUAUUCUGAUUCCUUUGUUAUGAAGAAUAGCAGUCCUCUUUUGUAGAAGCAGGCACACUACCACUGAACCAGUAGUGCUAAAAUUCCUCAUUCAUUCUGUAUAAUUAGAGUGCAAGGCACUUAAUGUUGCAGAUCAUGUAUUAAGUCUAAGCAUGUACAUGUAAUUAUAAAUAAUAGUAAGAAUGUGGGGAAAAAAGAGAUUGAAUUCACUAACAAUUUUUUUAUAAUUAUAAGGUAUGUGUAAUGUUUGUAUUGCAAAAACAAGAGAGAACAUCCCUUUUCUGUUCAUAUUUUUGAAGCAACUAUAACCUAAAACCUGUAAUUGCUGUUUAGCACAUCUUAAGAAUUGAUCAUAUUUUUAAUAGCACUAAACUCUGUAUAUUAUGCAACCUGUAAUUUAAGUAUUUGUCGUUAAGUUCUCAUAUUUAAAUGACUACUGAAGUAAAAAGUUAAUUUUCAAAUACUGACUAAAAGUAAUAUCAAGUCUUCUGUUUUUGCCCCUCAGGACUUUAAGCUAUAGAAGCAGAAGCACUUAAUAUACAGAGAAGCGAUAUUUGCUUUCAUAUUAUAGCAUGCGGUCUUAACUUUACUUAAGCUAAUAUUAAAAUAUUUGUAUUCAAAUGAUUGAUGUAAAACAGUAUUAUAAUGCAAAUCUCCUUGUUGCUUAAAGCCAGAACACAUUCUAGUAAUCUUUGUGACCAAAGUUAAAGUCAAAUAGUUUUCCAAAAUGACUAUUGAUAAUGGUACACAUGAAUUAAUUUGUCUUCUAGAAGUUGGUUCUAGGGCUUGCAUUAUGGCUAGUAAGUUAUAUAUUACAUAUGCUUCAGUGCUGUAAGUUGGCUCUUAAAAAAUGAAGGACACGUAAGUAUAUAAUUUGCUGUGAUGCAAACCCAUGGAAGGGUCUUUUUACUAGAACAGUAGACAGAUUAGUUUUUUUAGAACAUAUGCUUUCUAAAAUGAAGGCUAUUGCAGUUUCAUUUAACAGCUGUAGGAGACUGAUCUACUGUGUUAAAGAAAAAGCUAAAAGCAACCUGAGCUAGCCAAAGCAACUAAACCAGAAAAUUAAGAUAGCCAAGGGUCAAGUUGUUUAGAUCUGAAAAGUGGUUAAAAAUAAACAGAUGGAGAGGCUGAGUACUAGCCUUCUUCCCUUUUCAGUCUGAAUCAAGCACAGAGUAAAUUUUAAAAAAUGAAGAAUAAAACAAUGCUAAAUUAAGACGUCUGAAAGCAUGAUGAGCCAUAGUAUGCAUAGGGAUUCUUAUUCCCAAGUAAAUUAUUACUACCAAAAGGAGUGACAUAGUGAACCAAUGAGGAAAGAUAUUGUUCUAGAAUUACAUUUUAAACCCCUUUGCCCUGAUCUCAAAACAUCAGAUGCCAUUCAUUGAUCAUGAAAACCUUACAGGAUGAAGAGCAUAGGGGCAGUAAUAGGGUCUAGGAAAUGCUAUUUCUUCUAGGGAUAAUUAUUACAAAUGUGUAUAUAAAAACCAAAGUAUUCAUGGCUUCAAUUUCACUUGAAAUUAAAAAAAAUAGAUAACGUUUUACAUAAAUGGAUACAAAUAUGAGACUCAAAUCUCUCCUGGCUAACAUGCUUGCAAACAUUUUCUAAUCGGAAGGUUAUAAAGUUUGUGUUUCUUCGUUCAGGUCAACUAUACAAACAUUUAAAAGAGGAUCAGGCCUUUUAGUUUAAAAUACAGCUAGACUUAUUGCUAGCCACAUUGCUCCUUUGUGUAUAGUUAGCUACAGAAAGUAGCGUGAAUUAACGAGAGGUGCACCGAUAUAGAUCAGCCCAUAUUAUAUUGGCACCAAUAAAAGGAAAAUUGACAUUAGCAGUCAGCUUUUUUGGCCGGUAUGGCUAAUGUUGUUGAUGCCACAUGCGCGCACGUACCUGCAGCAUGCAUGCAGCCAGGAGUGCAGUCCAACAGCGUGAAGAGCAGCCUCCUGGCAGUAAGUUUGAGGGCGGUAGGGAGCAGAUCAAAGGCCCCUACGAUGAGGGAGGGAGUGGGGCUGGGGCAGGGGCAGGCACUGCCCAGGUGGGGCAGGGCAUGGGACAGACCUGCAGGCAGCUUGUUUGAAGGGUGCAGAGGGGAACAGCUCCUGGCUGCUGCAUGCACCACCAGGAAGGCAUGCAUGGUAUGUGCUCCCAGGAUCUGUGCACAGGGUGAGGGCAGGCUGCUUGCUUGAGCCUGGGGGCUAUGCCAGCCUCUUCCUGGCACGGAGGCUGCACUUGGGGCAGGCAGUAGUGAAUUUUGGAGUGCCUGAACCCCUACCCCCCCAGGCUGCAGUUUGUCCCAAGCACAGCCCUGGUCUAACCCCCACGAGGAAGAGGCCGCAGCAAGCAGCCCACCUUUGCCCUGCACACAAAUUCAGGGGAGCACAUGCCCCCCAUGCUUCCCCACAGGGGCAUGCACAAUGGUGGGAGCCAUCUGUCCCCCCUGCCCCAGCUGUGCAACACCUGCCCCAGCCCUACUCCCUUAACAUCAGUGCCUCAAUCUGUCCCCAACUCCCCCCUGCCAGAUUUACUGGCUGGACACGGCUCUCCAAGCUGCCAGGCUGCAUAUCAGAUCAAUAUUGGCCAGUAUGGUUGGUUAAUAAUCACCUGUUGGUAUGGGCUAAAAAAAAUCUUUAUUAGUACAACCCUAGCAUUAACUACACUGGCCUGGCAGAUUAUUUAAGCUCAGUGAAUCUUCAUUUUUAGAGACCAAAUUAAUUAGAUACACAUUUAGCGCAGUCAGGUCAGUUAGUUUUCUCUAUUUUGUUCUGCCCCACGGACUACCAGGGCCUAAUACAGUACAAAGCAAGAAUGAAUAGGAUUACUUAAGACCACUUAGUAUAGAGGUUGCAAAAAAAAUAAAUAAUAAUAAUAAUAAUAAAAAAAAAUCAACAACUUGA
Messenger RNA from Alligator mississippiensis (American alligator), 5421 nucleotides. RefSeq names its product major facilitator superfamily domain containing 8 (gene MFSD8). Gene Ontology annotation, molecular function: transmembrane transporter activity. Gene Ontology annotation, cellular component: lysosomal membrane. The coding region runs from base 98 to 1684 and encodes 528 amino acids. The record is from RefSeq and is a predicted model, not a curated record. NCBI's taxonomy places the organism in Eukaryota, Metazoa, Chordata, Crocodylia, Alligatoridae. The transcript has 12 exons. Gene Ontology annotation, biological process: transmembrane transport.